This is a messenger RNA of Meriones unguiculatus (Mongolian gerbil), 965 nucleotides long. RefSeq names its product interferon-induced transmembrane protein 3. The coding region runs from base 412 to 825 and encodes 137 amino acids. Gene Ontology annotation, cellular component: plasma membrane. Gene Ontology annotation, biological process: response to interferon-beta; response to type II interferon; type I interferon-mediated signaling pathway. The record is from RefSeq and is a predicted model, not a curated record. The transcript has 3 exons. NCBI's taxonomy places the organism in Eukaryota, Metazoa, Chordata, Mammalia, Rodentia, Muridae.
UACUCUGCUGCAUCGUACCCUGAGCCUGAGGCCUGGCAGAAGCCUCUGUGGGGGAGAGGGUGGGUCCAAGGAUACUGUACUACCUAGAUUCCUACAGGCAGGAGCUUAGCAGAGAUGUUGAUUAAGCCAGUACGAGCCGAGGGGAUUGCGAAGAGGGGUGACUGUAGGAGGUGCUGACGUCCCUGUGAGGAACUCAGUGGAUGAAAUGACUGGACACUGGAGGAGCCACAGACCCCAAGACACAGAGCUCUAGGAAGGAUCCCCGCCUCUCCCGAACCCAGCCAAUUCUCAUCAGGCCAAAAAUUCAGGAAAAGGAAACUUGUGAGAAACCGAAACCAGUGGAGCAAGGGCCGACCCACAGAGCACUCCAUCCUCUCCACCCUUCGCUGUUGGCUUCGCUCGGCAGGCACCAUGAACCACACUUCUCAAGCCUUCCUUACUGCUACCACUGGAGGACACCCACCAAACUAUGAAAGAAUCAAGGAAGAGUAUGAGGUGGCUGAGCUGGGGGGAACCCCUGGAUCAGCUUCUGUCAGAACCACCGUGAUCAACAUGCCCAGAGAGGUCUCUGUGCCCGACCAUGUGGUCUGGUCCCUGUUCAACACACUCUUCAUGAACUUCUGCUGCCUGGGUUUCAUAGCCUACGCCUACUCAGUGAAGUCUAGGGACAGGAAGAUGGUGGGCGAUGUGACCGGAGCCCAGGCCUACGCCUCCACUGCCAAGUGCCUGAACAUCAGCACCCUGGUCCUCAGCAUCCUCACGGUUGUUAUCACCAUUGUUGCCGUCGUCAUCAUUGUUGUAAACGCUAGACAGCCUUUGAUUUGAUGGAGGACUCCUCUGGCUCUUGGUCCUGACACGUGCUUCACCGUCCACAGCUCCCACCUUCCUUGCCCCUUUACCCCUCCCUAUAUACAGAUGUAACACUCAUCUACCAUAGUAGAUUUAAUAAAGUGCACUAACAGCCA